GACCUAAUUUCUCGCUACCAAGGACAUUACACAUAUGAUGGUAUUGGGGAGCGCAGGUAGAGCCUCGUAGUAGGUGAUUAUAAACUCCCCAAAACCCUAACUCAUCCGUUUUCACUUUUUCCUUAAACUCCCAAAAACCCUAAACGAAGCUCCUCCUCAACUCCUCCUUCAACAACACCAUUUCUCUCGGACGAGAGCAAAGCUAAUUCUCUGUUUCAAAAAUGGUGGCUGACAAGGGUAAGAAACCCAAGAUCGCAGAGAAAAUCGUGGAAGAAAACGCCGAGCAAAUCGAUGGCGAACUUGUUCUAUCUAUCGAAAAGUUGCAGGAGGUCCAAGACGAACUUGAAAAGAUCAAUGAGGAGGCAAGUGAUAAAGUAUUGGAAGUGGAACAGAAAUACAAUGAAGUUCGGAAGCCAGUAUAUGAUAAACGGAGUGAAAUCAUCAAAUCAAUUCCUGAUUUUUGGCUGACUGCUUUCUUGAGUCAUCCUGUUCUUUCUGAUCUUCUGUGUGAAGAAGACCAAAAGAUCUUCAAGCAUCUAACUUCUCUGGAGGUGGAAGAUUGCAAAGAUGUGAAGUUGGGCUACUCAAUCUCAUUUAACUUCAGUCCCAAUCCAUACUUUGAAGACACAAAACUCACCAAGACGUUUACCUUUCUUGAUGAGGGUACAACAAAGAUCACAGCUACCUCCAUAAAGUGGAAAGAGGGCAUGGGACUUCCUAAUGGGGCUGCCCCUGAGAAGAAAGGAAACAAGCGGGCCCACGAGGAAGAGAGCUUCUUUUCCUGGUUCAGUGGAACUCAACUGAAAGAUGGAGAGGAAGAGAUCCAUGAUGAAGUUGCUGAGAUCAUUAGGGAGGAUUUGUGGACUAAUCCCCUUACGUAUUUCAAUAAUGAUGCUGAUGAAGAAGAGUUUGAAGGUGAUGAAGAGGAAAAUGGGAGUGAUGAGUCUGAAGAUGAGGGUGAAGAAGAAGAAGAAGAUGAGGGUGAGGAUGAAUGAGUUGGUGUAAAGUUUUCAAGUUUAGUGGUUAGAUGCUUUAAGAUAUAACUGUGUGGACGUAAAGACAGAUGAUGUUUAUCGGUUCAUAGGUCUAUAAUUAGAUGUCAUGUUAAUUGUGUGAAGUUUCUAAGGUUUAAUUUUGAGCUUUAAAUCGCUUGAUGCUGAUCUAAUGAUCCCACAACUUAUACAUUUAAGCUCAUUAAUGAAGUUAGACACUAGUAUAUAUUUUGGAAGAA
Molecule: messenger RNA, 1231 nt
Organism: Lactuca sativa (garden lettuce)
Lineage: Eukaryota; Viridiplantae; Streptophyta; Magnoliopsida; Asterales; Asteraceae
Product: NAP1-related protein 1
Biological process (GO): nucleosome assembly
Cellular component (GO): nucleus
Source: RefSeq, a predicted model, not a curated record